Rubroshorea leprosula is the source of this 1035-nucleotide messenger RNA. The record is from the annotation of a GenBank genome assembly. Lineage: Eukaryota; Viridiplantae; Streptophyta; Magnoliopsida; Malvales; Dipterocarpaceae.
UUCAGUUCAAAAAAAAGAAAGGCUUUUCUCUCCAUCAAAAUUAAGGAUCUCAACCUUCCUUCUUAUCAACAAACAUUUCAUCAUCUACCAAGUACCAGGUGAGGCUCAAAAGUUCUCUCUCCCAUGGAAUCACUGGGGAAAGAAAAAAGUUCCCCCGAGAACUCAUGCAUAAUUAUUUCUACACCAGAGGCAGCUCCAUGUCCAGAUACACCACUGCAGAGGGCAACGGAGAAGAAACAAGAACUGGUUAUUCUAGAGGAAGAAGCAGAAGAUCAAGAAGGGGCAAAGCGUAUUCGCCUACUAGAUCUAAAGCUAAAUACAAGUGAUUCCAAUCAUGGGUUCAAUCAAGAACUCAAUCUUAUUGAUUACUUCAACACAGGUUCAUCUCGAACUUCACCAGAAACGCCACUUACAGAUGCGGAACAGCGAGUUUUCUCAUGCAACUAUUGCCAGAGAAAAUUCUAUAGUUCACAAGCGCUUGGCGGACACCAAAAUGCCCACAAGAGAGAAAGGACUCUAGCAAAAAGAGGAGAAAGAAUAGCAGCACAUAUAGCAGCCUCGGCCAGUGCUUUUGGACACCCAUAUUUUCACCACAAUCAUUACUCCAGCAUGGCUUCUCUUCCACUACAUGGUGCAUAUGGCAGAUCUCUAGGAAUCCAGGUGCAUUCAGUUAUCCAUAAGCCUUCUCCUAUUUCUUCUUCUAGGUAUGGAAAUGUGUAUGGACACCAUGGCUGGUCUAGGCCUCCUAUAGACCAACAACCAGCAAUCGGAAGGUUAUCCAUGGAGAAUCACCAUGCAAAUGCCAAAGGACCUGAGUCUAGAGCUGCUUUUGGGAGGUUCAACAUAGGGAGGUCCCUGAUGAUUUCUGCUGCUGAUGAUACAAUUGAUAAUUCUUGGUGGAGGGGUAGCGGUAGUUUGAAGACUACCCAGGAAGAGAUACAGAAGGUUGACCUAUCCCUCAAGCUAUAAGUGUUUUUUUUUUCGUUAGUGAAGCGUAAUUGUAAAUUUUUUUCCUGAUAAAGAUUUUGAUUACUC